Paramuricea clavata is the source of this 2043-nucleotide messenger RNA. Lineage: Eukaryota; Metazoa; Cnidaria; Anthozoa; Malacalcyonacea; Plexauridae. The record is from the annotation of a GenBank genome assembly.
GGAUAAUUAAGUAUAAAACAACUGAUACACAAUUGACCCAAAAAAUCAAAAAGUGUCUGCAAAUAUCGAUCUUCGACACGCAUGCGUAUACCUUGUCUGCAUUGGCAUUGCAGAAUCCAGCGUAUUUGUAGAAAAAAGUAAGUAUAUUGUUUCUCGUUUAAUUUGUAAACUAACAACUAAAUUAUUGAGUAUGGUUAUAGCUUUUGACUAAUUAGGACAUAUAAAAACAUUCAUAUGUCCUUAAAUAUAGAUAUAUUUUAGUCUAUACCAUGCGAAAUAUAGUGAAAGGUAAAGUUUUAUAUUUCUACUGCAAUGCGUGUUUUGACAUCGGUGUCAUACGGUAGUUCUCAAAUCUCUAGUUUCGUUAGAAGACUUAGAAGGUGAGAUUUUCACUGCACAACGUACUUAUCAGAUCACGAUAUAUAGAAGGGGCGAGUGAAUUUAACAAGUCACAUAUUAUCAGCACUGAUGAAGAUUUGGGCUUACGGAUCGAAAGCUUUGCAUAAAUUUACGUGGUGUUUCUACAAACAGAAAGUAUUAUAGCGUACUUAUUCUUCUAAAAAUUUAAGUUGGAAUAAAAACAUUUUGUUUCAAGGUUUCAAAUACAAAAUUUUAUAGUAUAUGACCGUGCUUGACUGUAAUAAAACCCUGCUUAAUUCAGUGGAUUGUAAUAAGACCCUGCUUCAGUGGAUUGUGAAAGAUACAAAAUAACAACAAAGUACAAAGAAAAUUUGGCUCACAUUGCUUUACUCAAAGAUAACUGCAUUUCAUUAAUCAAGUUUAGGGGUAUAUUAUGACCUAGAACUACAUUAGCUACCUUGUACUAAGUAGUGAGAUCAAAAGAUUCUGUGAUGGCAACUGGACAAUUGAUACACCUAAUCUCCUAGUUCAGUGCGCUUUGCAGUUUCACAUGGAGCCUCAUCUGUUGGAAGAGAAAAUUUAGACCGAAAGUAUAAAAGUCUUCAAAGUUUUCUUCACUCAGCCUGGGAGAGUGCUGGUUAAAUCAGCCAAAAUUCCUGAUUAGAACUGUACGAGUUUGACGUACAGAUUUAAAAUGAUUUUAUUUUUGCGUUCCCAGAUCACAAAGAUAUGGAUAAAGGAGGUGAAAGUCCUACGCCAAGCAAGCAAGAUUCUGAUGAUACAAAUGAAGAGGACAUUGUGGAAAGUGAUGAAAGAACACAACAGCAAGGAGAGAGACAAAUGAUAACAACGUCACCCCAGGCUAGUGAAAAUCCAGUUACGGCGCAUGACCCUGGGAGUGACCGUAGGCCUCCAAUACAGGAGACUGGUGAUGGUCAAGCCAUGGAUUAUGGUUCAGGUGCCGAUCCUGAUUUGGAAGAAGAAUUAGGAGGAAUGAUUAUUGGGCAGAGUGAUGGCAAUGGUCAGGUGGAGAUCUUGGUGAUGUCAGUUGAGACCUCUCCAGCCAUUGUAAAUGGACUUUGAAGUUUUUCUAACUAUGAUUUAAAGAAACGCUGGCGGCUCGUCCAAUUUGGCAAAAUUUCCAAACAUCACAAGUACUAUUAAUCCCUAAUUGUACAAGCAACUUAAUUCGCAUUACUUGUUUAUUAUUAGCAUGACAAAAUUAGAGAAUUCUCAAUGUCAACACCAUAAAAGCCCAGUCCUGGCAGACUUUCAACCAAAAUUUGGUGCCUUUGUUCGUAUUUUCAUUUAGUUAUUUUGCUUUACUGUAAGUUCCUCUAGGGCAAUUUCAUUUGUGUUUAAAUACGUUUCCGUCAUUUUGUUUGUUUUGGGAAAAUUUAUUAAUUGUACUGCAGUACAAUUAAUGAAAUAAUUGUACUCCUCCCAACCAAUCAGCAUCCAGUAAUUUUGUCAUGCAAAUAUAAUAAGUAUAUUUAAUAAUAAUGAAAUAUUCCAUGUAAGUAUGCAGCAAAAAAGCAAGAUGUUUUAUCAUGACACGUGUUCAGCUAUGCAGUAAGGAAGUUAAGGCUGAUGAACUUUUAUGAAACAUUUCUUGUUCGGACACACGUAAAGUAAUUCGACAAUAGUUGUAAAUAUUGUUUUGGUAUAAAAUUUGUACUAAAA